This is a messenger RNA of Conger conger (European conger), 3560 nucleotides long. RefSeq names its product erythrocyte membrane protein band 4.1 like 4A (gene epb41l4a). The record is from RefSeq and is a predicted model, not a curated record. The transcript is spliced from 24 exons. Lineage: Eukaryota; Metazoa; Chordata; Actinopteri; Anguilliformes; Congridae. Gene Ontology annotation, cellular component: cytoskeleton. Gene Ontology annotation, molecular function: cytoskeletal protein binding. Bases 732 to 2771 code for a protein of 679 amino acids.
AGUAAGGUUACAUGUUCAUACUUCAAGCAGACAGGGGCAAGUGUAUUAUCAGGGAUGAGAGAGGGUAGUACACACAAAAUAAGGUAGACUUGGAGAGAAAGAAGGAUAUCAUAUUUGAACUCCACUUCUUUUGCAUGAAGAAGAAUAUUGACGGAUACGAGUGUGCCUCGCGGAUACAGCAAGACAGAGAACCCAUGUGCGUAUUGAAAAUACCACAGCUUGAGGCAAACUCAUCGAUAUAAUCCACAACCGUCCUGCGCCUGUGAAUCCUACAGAUCGGGCUUUUUCUUGACCCCGAAAAAGGAAAAUGACUGAUUUCCAUUUGUUAUAACGGCUUUGUUCCUAUAAGCUAGGCUACACAAUAGUAAAAACAAAUUGGAUAUAUAUGUUAAAAAAUAGAUAUAUGCUAUAAUUGCUUGGUUGGUUGUAUAAAUUGGGGGGAAAUAACGGGACAAAGAAUACAUCAAAAACAAAGAAUCUGUGCGUAUUUUGGAAAGAGCAUAAGAUCCUGUGCCAAAUAUCUGUUAAAACGUAAGAAGUAGCCUGACCUCCAUAAAAACUGCGAAAACUGGAUUUCUACAGCCUACAUCAUCGAUAAUAUCGAUGAAUUCACGUGAACCCUUUUGAUCUUUUCGAAUCAUCACAGGCGCUUUUGGGUGCGCUUUUACCCAGUUUUAAGCCUUUUGUAGCUAGGCUACUUGCUGCAACCUCUGAAAAAUAUCCAGAACGCGAUGGGUUGCUUCUGUGCUGUUCAAGAAGAAUUUUACUGCGAAGUUUUACUCUUGGAUGAAACUAAACUGACGCUAACCACUCAACAGCAAGGCAUAAAGAAAUCAACCAAGGGGUCGGUUGUCCUGGACUACGUAUUCAACCACGUGAACCUGCUGGAGACGGACUACUUUGGCCUGCGUUACUGCGACCGCAGCCACCAGACAUAUUGGCUAGACUCCUCGAAAACCCUCGCAGAACACAAGGAUUUGAUAGCAACAGGACCACCUUAUACUCUCUACUUCGGGGUCAAGUUCUAUGCAGAGGAUCCUUGCAAGCUCAAAGAAGAAAUAACAAGGUACCAGUUCUUCCUGCAGGUGAAGCAGGAUGUUCUGCAGGGCCGCCUGCCCUGUUCCUCCACUGUCAGUGCACAGCUGGCGGCUUUCGCCAUCCAGUCUGAGCUGGGGGAGUACGAUCCCUACAAACACGCAGCAGGCUACGUGUCAGAGUACCGCUUCGUCCCGGAUCAAAAGGAGGAGAUGGAGGAGGCCAUCGAGCAGAUUCACAAAACUAUAACCGGUCAGGUUCCCUCCGAGGCUGAAAUGAAUUAUUUAGGAAUUGCCAAAGCACUGGAAAUGUAUGGAGUCGACCUUCACCCUGUGUUUGGAGAGAAGCAGUCCGAAUAUUUUCUAGGAUUAACACCUGUAGGAGUUGUUGUUUACAAGAACAAAACCCAAGUGGGGAAGUACUUCUGGCCAAGGAUCACAAAAGUGCAUUUUAAGGAAACACAAUUUGAGCUCCGAGUCAUGGGGAAAGAUUGUAACGAGACAUCGUUCUUCUUUGACGCACCCAAUAAAACGGCGUGUAAACACCUAUGGAAGUGCUGCGUGGAACACCACACGUUCUUCAGAAUGCCUGAAAAUGAUUCCAACUCAUUGACAAGAAAACUCACAAAAUUUGGUUCCCUGGGAUCAAAGCAUCGCUACAGUGGGAAGACAGCCAUGCAGAUGGGCAGAGAUCAGUCCGUGCAGCUGCCCAGGCCCAACCUGCAGGUGCUCAGAUCUCGCAGCAAGACGUACCCGAAGAGAGUCCCCGAGCCCGCGGGAACCAACAACAUGAAUCGAUCAAACACAAAGCCUGAGAACAGAGACAGCGAAGGAACAACCAAAAUCAUUGCGCCCUCCCCAGUAAAAAGUCCUCUUGGUUCCAAAACACCCAAACCAGAGAGCAGUCCAGAGGCACAGCGUGAAAAGCCCAGUGCACCAUGGGAUGAAAAUGCACCACAGAGCGGUCUCUACAAUUCAGCCAAUGAGCGAAACAAAUCACCCAAAUUCCCAGCUGCAAGAAGGCGGACGCCAUCAGGAGGAAGUGAGAACGAGCCAUCUCAGCCAGCCAGACGCAGGAAAGGCCAGAACAACGAUGAUCCUGAGUCCAAACAGCAGAGGAGACGGUCACGUUCCCGUGGCAACACCAGCAGUGGCAGCGAGUCCGAGAAUUCCAGCAGGGAUCACCGGAAGAAAAGAAACAGGUCCAGACAGGAGAAUGAGAUGGUGGACUCCGCCCCUCAGUGGGAAGCUGUGCUCCGUCGGCAGAAGGAGAGAUCACAGAAUGACCCCAACUACCGCCGCUCCAGAAACCGGUCACGAUCGAGAAGCCCAGAUGUCCAGGCUAAAGAACAACUGUGGAAACACAUUCAGAAAGAGCUGGUGGAUCCCUCUGGUCUCACUGAAGAGCAGCUGAAGGAAAUCCCCUAUAAGAAAGUCGAGACUCAAGGUGACCCCAUCCGAAUACGACACUCACACUCACCCAGGAGUUUCCGGCAGUACAGGAGGUCACAGUGUUCAGAUGGGGAGAGGUCUGUGCUCUCAGAGGUCAACUCUCGGACAGACCUGGUGCCCCCCCUGCCUGUCACCCGCACGGCCGACGCCCAUGGCCCAGCUGUCACUCCUUCUCAGCAGAAAAAGAAUGAAUCCAAAGACAGCCUCUCGGAAAGCCGAGAGCUGGAGAUCAAAGGCAGCUGCAAGGCGGUAAAGAGCGCGCACACUCCCAGAACCAAGACGUGACGGCUGCUCUCUCCCCGAACCGCUGCUCUCUCCCCGAACCGCUGCUCUCUCCCCGACACGUGCCGCAGCUUCAGACCAGAAGCGGAGGGAGAAACGCCCAGCAGGAGGGAAGACGGACUGUACUGGAACCACUGCCGCAUUGAAGCGCUUCUCUUUGUCACUGAAGUUUUCCUGUGUAUAUUUUAGGUAAUGCAUGGCUGCUCAUUGCAUCGUUCCAGAGGACUCUAUAGUGUAGGGAAUGUCUGUAUGUUUGGUUGCUUCGUUUCUCAAUCCUGUUCCAGUGAUCUCGGUGUUGUCAGGACUGCAAGGACUUCGGUAACCCUGGCGGCCUUCCCGCACUGCAUCCGACAUGCAGCAUGACUAACACGAAUGGCCGCUAGUGCCCAUGAAAAAAAGCACAUUCUCUGCAUUUCACAGCUUUCGCUCAACAGUCUGCUGUUGUUGUGUGAUGCUGUCUGGUCAGUAGCCAAGCUGAGUUCGAUUGUGGCUGUGUUGAUGUUCAGAAGAUGGAAUUAAAGGAUACCGCAGAUGCAGUGUGCCAAAGGACUUAAGGGGGUGUUGCAAAGACCUUAAAGUUCGAUACAGUAUUAAACAUUGUGUUUCAUGCAGAUGUUACAGCUUCACACCAGGAAGGCCUGAGUGGUUGAGUGUUCCAUUACUUUCUCCUGUAGGACCCUUGCUGCUGUAGCCUGACUUUUGCACAUUGAUGGCUCAGUUUUCUCAGUCGUUUCAUUCAAAUCACUCAAUGUUAUGGUUGAAAUCACCCUGAAUAAAUGCAUCCCCCUCUGC